Molecule: messenger RNA, 1305 nt
Organism: Erythranthe guttata (spotted monkey flower)
Lineage: Eukaryota; Viridiplantae; Streptophyta; Magnoliopsida; Lamiales; Phrymaceae
Source: RefSeq, a predicted model, not a curated record
AUGGCAGGAGGAGGCCGGGGGAAAAGUCUUAUGAGUCAAGUUGCCGGUAAAGGCAAGAGCUUAAUGAAAGCCUUGAGCGGGAAGGGGAACAAUCCGGAAGAUCCGGAUCGCAUUGGAGACCGAGAUGUCCUUGCUUCCGCCCGUAGAAGAGAGCAGUUAGCUCGAGAAGCAGCGUUACAGCGGGAAGAAGAGAGACUGAGACGAGAAGCUGUUGCAGCUGGAGCCGAACCCUCUGGACCUACACGCGACCUCCAGCUAGCUCGUAGUACAUUGCCACAUGCCGACGACGAUGAUGACCACAACAACAAUCCCGAUAAUAUGGAUACUGACGAGGAGACGGAGGAAGAUGAUGAGCCAGGUGUAUAUCAGGGUCGUAGAGGUGGUCGUGCCUUACCCUUUCUGCAGCUGCCUGGUCCGGCGUACUUGGAGGGUCCGUGCGAGGGAGGGCCACAAAAUUACGAGUUUAUGCGAUGGUUCAAGUCGCAUAUAGCGAUGUACAUUUGGGAAGGAUAUGAGCGCCGUGAAACUACACGGUGCGAGUCGAGGAGCAAAGCACUCGAGGACUACCGCGGCCCGCAGGAUAACACGAUGAUUGCGAGGCUGGAGGCAACAGGUCUUUACCACUUACGAGACUGUUUUCUGAAGAGGAUGAACAAGAACCUCAUGCUAGCUUUCGUGGAGAGGUGGCAGCCGGAGACGAACAGUUUCCACAUGCCAUGGGGCGAGAUGACGAUCACGCUCCACGAUGUCGCUUUCAUCCUGGCGUUGCGGCUGGACGGACCGCCAGUGUCUGAAAUUCGCCCGCAUUUUUCACGCGCUAUGAAUGGAGUUUUGUGUUGUAGUGAGCCGUGGUGGAUCCAUUUUACCAACGAUCUCGAUAAUGUCGGCAAGUAUUCGUGGGCUUCGGCAUGCUUAGCAAACAUGUACCGCCAAUUGGGUAUUGCCACCCGCGCUGGGAUGAACAGUCUCUGUGGAUGUGUUAUUCUCCUUCUGUGCUGGAUCUUUGAGUAUUUCCCCUGCUUUCGACCACCUCUUUCCCGUUCAUAUGCCGAGUUUGAGCCUCGAUGCAGAAGGUGGGCCCAUGGUGGAGGCAAUAAAACCACGCUGCAGGAAUACCGGAAAAAACUCGACGCCAUGACCGAAAGAGAUGUUUGUUGGACCCCGUAUGGUACCGGUGCACAUUACUUGCAUCCUCGGAGCAUGUAUUACGGCACGAUACAGUUCAUGGAUAUAGUGGAGCCGUACAUGCCCGACCGAGCGUUGCGACACGAUUUGCACCUGACUGUUGGUAUUCGUGUGUUGUGA